UUUAUAUCAAUCCCAAUAUUAGCUCGAGGUUGCUCCUUUUCCUAUCGGGAUAUCCCAAUCCAAAGUAGUAUUGAUGUGUGUUCUGCGCAUGCUCCAUUCGAAAUGAAUCUUGGGACUUUAACAGGAAGUAUUAAAUUUAAAAACAUGGCGGCACGCAUAAGUGUACAUUUUUGGAGCUAAGAGGUACUACCGGUGCCGGGUCCGAUACAGUUGAUGUCAGGAUCGAUCCCACCGCCUCUUCCAUCCGAUAUGGGAAUGGGUGGAGUCGUUCUCAGGCCCCCCAAACCUCAUCAUAAAUGACCCCCUACCCUCCAGACACCAUUCAUCCUAAGGAUUGGCCGUCUCCCAGCACCAUGCCAGGCAAGCCCGCACACAGUGAUAAACCCGAUCCGGUGGAGGCUCCAUCGGCUGCCGAGGGCGAAGCACCGCCCGCCGCCCCUCCUGAGAAUAAUCCGGAAGGAAGCACCCCAGCUGCUGAAUGCGAUGCUGCUGCAGCUGCCGCAGACGUUCCCGCUACUGACGCUGACGGUGCUCAAGUUGAGGAGCCACCCGAAGCCCCGGCACCUCCAUCUCCUGCAGUUCCCACCAGUGCUCCAUUAGAAGUAUGCGUAGAAGAUGUCAACGACUCCAGCCUCACCAUCAAGUGGAAGACGCCAAACGCCAUCGGGGACUCCGGCCUGGAUGGAUACACCGUUGAGUACUGCAAGGACGGAACAACAGACUGGGUGGUGGCUAACCAGGAGCUGACCAUGGCUAACUGCUACUGCAUCAAGGACCUGACAGCAGGGGAUAUGCUACUUGUGCGUGUGGUGGCUGUCAACGCCGGCGGUCGCAGUGAACCUGGCACGCUCGCCCAGGCCGUGCCAGUCCGGGAUGUUGUCGCCCGUCCAAAAAUCAAAGUACCUCGCAAUCUCCGCAACCGCUUUGUCAAACAAGUCGGAGAGCAAAUCAACCUGGUCAUCCCGUUCCUUGGAAAGCCCAAACCUGCGGUGUCCUGGCUGAAGGACGGUCAGCCUUUGAGCCCCAAGAGGGUCAACAUCAGGAACACUGACAAGGACAGCAUCCUAUUUAUUCGUGGUUCCCAGAGGGAGGACUCGGGUGUUUACGAGAUGACCGUCAAGGUGGACAGCUUUGAAGACAAAGCCGCCAUCACCCUUCAGAUUGUCGAGCUGCCUGGUCCUCCUGCUAGCGUUAAGCUGGUGGACUGCUGGGGUUUCAAUGCCGCACUGGAAUGGACGCCUCCCAAGGACAACGGCAACGCAGAGAUCACUGGGUACAUAGUCCAGAAGGCGGACAGGAAGACUGGGGAUUGGUUCACGGUGCUGGAACACUACCACAGGCUCUCUGCCACCGUCUCUGACCUCAUCAUGGGAAACUCGUAUUCCUUCAGAGUUUUUUCCGUGAACAAAGUGGGCGUGAGUGAGUCAAGUGCCGUCACGAAGGACGUGGCUACAAUCCAGAAGACAGGCAUUGUGUACAAGCCACCAGAGUACCCGGAGCACGACUUCAGCGAGGCGCCCAAAUUCACCACACCGCUCAAUGACCGUGCGGCUACUGUUGGAUACACCACCAAGCUUCUCUGCUCCGUUCGUGGAUGUCCCAAGCCUAAGAUCGAGUGGCUUAAAAACAAGAUGGUCAUUGGUGAUGACCCCAAGUUUCGUCAGAUCUCCAACCAGGGAAUUUGCUCCCUGGAGAUCCGCAAGCCUUGCAGCUUUGAUGGGGGAGUCUACACGUGCAGAGCGAAGAACGAGCAAGGAGAAGCCGCCGUCUCCUGCAAGCUGGAGGUCAAACAGGUUAUUCUGGCGGAGGCUGACAAGGAGAAGGGCAAAUAAAGCAACACUUAACCUUCAAAGGGUGACUGACAGGAAAAAGGUUAUGCAACAGCGUUUACAUGAAAAUGAAGAAAAACUCUCCAUCCACACCGCCGCAGUCUCAUUUUGCUGAAUGCUGAUUAUUAUUCUCGUUUGUCCAACUUCAGCUUGAAUGUACAAUGAUUUUUCUGCCAUUAUCAGGUUGUUAUGCUAUCGUUUG
Doryrhamphus excisus (bluestripe pipefish) is the source of this 2031-nucleotide messenger RNA. NCBI's taxonomy places the organism in Eukaryota, Metazoa, Chordata, Actinopteri, Syngnathiformes, Syngnathidae. The record is from RefSeq and is a predicted model, not a curated record.